AUGAGUCCAGCAACGUCCUACACUUUACGUCCGCUGGAGCGUAAUCCGCCUAGUAUACCCGGCAAUGCGCUCGAGGGUGGCGCUUUCCGUGUGCAUCUAUCGCAAAAAGAAUUAAAAGCGCUGGGACUUGUCAACGGUGACUGCAUUCGACUAAGUACAGCUGCUGGUUUCAAAGGUCACGGAGUAGCUUGGCUAGCCUCUCAGACAAACCCUGGAAACAAGCCAAUCGCCAAGGUGACUGACCUUCUGCGAGAGCAAUACAAUCUUUCUCUCAACGAUCCUGUUUUCAUCGAAAAGGUCGAUUCCUGGAAGCCUCUCAAAUCCAUAGAGAUCGAUCUUGCGGAUGCUCAAAAUCAGAUCGCCAGAUUCAGCUCAAAUGAACAACUUCUGUACUGGCUGCGACAUACUUUAGCAGUCGACUCCGACAUUAUUCUCCCAGGAUGCAGCUUUCCAGUCCAGCAGAAAAGCUUCAAGCAGAAGAGCCACAAGAUGCGCGUCACUGUGCAAAACAUUGACCCGCAUCCGACUGAAAAGCACGCGGUGUAUUUCGAUGAGCUCAUCACUCAAGUCACCACCACUGGUGGCGUUCCCAUUGAGCAAGCACCGAGAGCUCCUACACAAAACUUUCAAGUAAGGUUCGAUGGGAUUGGCGGCUUCUCUAGCCACUUUGCUACCAUAAAUAAACGCCUCUCUUAUCUCACGAAAACACUGCCUCAUCAACGCGACCUACGCCUGUGUGGACCUACUUCUUUUCUACUACAUGGCCCUGAGGGAACUGGCAAAAGUCUUCUGCUCGAGCGACUAGCGGAAUGCCCAUGGCAGGAAGUGUACCGCAUAGAUCCGGAUACGCAACCAAAGGCACAAGCAAAGGCAAUAUCCGAAGCUUUUGAGGACGCUCGUGAAAACCAACCGAGCUUGAUCCUCAUGGACAAUCUUGAUAGGUUCCUCGACAAGGCUGAUACGCUUGUGAACAAACUGCGAACCGAGCUGGCAAAGUUGGGUGGCUACCAAGUAGUUGUCGCGGCAGCAGCACGCAGCAUAUACGACAUUGAUACUAGCCUUCGGUCACCGUCAGCUUUUAAGACAAAGCUCGAACUCUUUCCACCUAAUGCUAAGCAGAGAGAAGAUAUCCUACGACAGAUCUUGGGCACUACUAGCAGACUUGGUGACCUUGACUUCACGGCGCUAGCAGAACGCACCCAUGGCUUCGUCGGGCGCGACAUUCACGAUUUAUGUCUUCUCGCAAGAGACCAACGAGAACAGCAGAUAGACGAGUCGAUAAGCGAAGAGGAGAAAGCCACAUUUGACGAGAAACUUGAGCAGACAGACUACGUGCGUCAAGAGGACUUUGAUGCUGUAUUUGGUGAGGUACAACCGACGGUAUUGAAGGACAGCAUUCUUGAAGUCCCAAAGGUCAGAUGGACAGAUAUAGCAGGUUUGGAUCAUGUCCGCGCCGUGCUUGAAGCCAUCACUAUUCGUCCUUUCAAGUAUCCCGACCUCGACAUCAAAUUUGGUGGACCUCAGUCUCGCAAAGGUGUCCUACUAUACGGUCCACCUGGUUGCGCAAAGACUUUGAUCGCGCAAGCUGUCGCAACAGAGAGCAAACAAAACUUUCUUGCAGUGAAAGGCUCCGAACUCAUCAAGAUGUACGUUGGAGAAUCUGAGCGAGCUAUUCGCGACGUGUUCCGCAGAGCGCGCGCAGCGAAACCCUGCAUCAUCUUCUUCGACGAAAUCGACUCCAUCGGUAAAUCGCGUGAGAAGACGCAGGAUAGCGGCCUGAACGUCGUUACAACGCUACUAAACGAAAUGGAUGGUAUCGAAGCACUGAAGGAUGUGUUCAUCAUUGGUGCUACCAACCGACCUGACAUUCUCGACUCGGCGCUCAUCCGUACUGGCCGUUUUGAUGCGCAUAUUCACAUCGGCCUCCCAACCGAGGAAGCGCGAAAGCAGAUCCUGCAGAUUCACACGCGAAAGAGGCCGCUCGCAGAAGACAUUGAUCUAGAUGUUGUUGCUAAGAGGACUGAAGGGAGCAGUGGAGCAGAUCUCAGUGGGUUGUGCGCUGUUGCUAUCGAGUUGGCGAUUACAGAGUAUACAGAGGAUCCGAGCCGUGAGGCAAAAGUGCAUAUGCGGCACUUUGAGCAGGCGCUACAGCAGCAUGUUCCACAUACCAUUGCAGCGGAAGCAGAACGGUAUAAGAACUGGCGACCAGGCAAGUCGUUGUCGGAGGACUAG
Alternaria burnsii is the source of this 2232-nucleotide messenger RNA. Its product is annotated as aaa-domain-containing protein. Bases 1 to 2232 code for a protein of 743 amino acids. The transcript is spliced from 3 exons. The record is from RefSeq and is a predicted model, not a curated record. Gene Ontology annotation, molecular function: ATP hydrolysis activity; ATP binding. Gene Ontology annotation, cellular component: cytoplasm. Lineage: Eukaryota; Fungi; Ascomycota; Dothideomycetes; Pleosporales; Pleosporaceae.